CCUUCCCACACAGGGUCAUCAUAUGCCCUGCCCCGAACCCAAAGCAACCGUCCUCGGUCUCUGUGUGUAAAUAUAGUCAAGCUCGAAUCCUGUAUAUAACGCUCGCUAAGGAUACAGGCUGUAUGACAAGGAUCGUUGUUCGUCAACCCAGUUUCGUCAGUUUCUUUGCAAUCCGCUUGCCAUGUCUUCCGCCAGGAUCGUCCUCUACUCCUCCGCCAAGUGCCCCUUUGCACACCGCACCAGGAUCGCUCUCAAGGUUGCAGAUGCCUCGUAUGAGCUCUCCGAGAUCGACCUCCGAUCGAAACCCAGGUGGUACACUGAGAACGUCAACACUGCCGGCAAGGUCCCCGCCCUGAGCUAUGGAGCCCCCGCAGAUUCGUCGGUCGAGGAUCCUCCCAAGGGCGUCGUCGUCCUGCCCGAAUCCGGGGUCAUCGUCGACUUUGUCGCCAGCCUCUUUCCUACCAUCGAUUAUACCGACGUGGUCAAACGCGCCCAGGCGAACUUGGCGGCUGUGCAAUACGAGACCCUUGUCGCACCGCACUGGGGCAAGUUGCAAUGGGGUGGUGGUAGCCCCGAAGCUCUCGAGGCCGUCUUGAAGGGACUAGGCGAGUGGACCGCCACAUACCUGCCCGAAUUCAUGGUCUCGGGCGAGGAAUUCGGCGUGGGCGAUAUCAAACUCGGACCUUUCGUCACCCGACUGUUCUUGUUCUCCGAGCACGACGUAGGGGUCUGGCCGGAGGGCACGGGCGACAAGAUCACCCAGGCUCUGCAGGGAGAGGAAUUUGCCGAUCUCCGCCAGUACGCCAAACGUCUUGGCGAGUGGGCCGACUUGAAGAAUACUGUCAAUGAGGAUGACGUCGUCGACGCUCUUGGCAAGAUGAUGAAGGGAAUGUGGGCCGCUAGGCAGGCCCCCAAGCAGUAGUAGCGAGAGGCGAUGUCCUGUCCCGGCCCCUGCAUCUGGUUAUCUUGUGUAUGUGUUUCGCCGUCGGGAUGGGCCCCCUUUGUUAGUGUUCGCAUGAUUAUUAUUCCAUCGUCCGACGUUUCGAGUAGAGGUGCGAGAGUUCCCGAGCACAGGAGAGUCGGCUGUUCACCAAGAAACAUUAGGGAGCAGAGCGAGCGCUCGUCGCCAUCGCAGUCUUCAAAGUGCCCUGGGACGGAGAGGUCGACAGGUGCCGAACGAUCAGC
Messenger RNA from Filobasidium floriforme, 1185 nucleotides. RefSeq lists its product as uncharacterized. Gene Ontology annotation, cellular component: cytoplasm. The transcript is spliced from 6 exons. The record is from RefSeq and is a predicted model, not a curated record. Lineage: Eukaryota; Fungi; Basidiomycota; Tremellomycetes; Filobasidiales; Filobasidiaceae. Bases 182 to 922 code for a protein of 246 amino acids.